Miscanthus lutarioriparius is the source of this 1386-nucleotide messenger RNA. NCBI's taxonomy places the organism in Eukaryota, Viridiplantae, Streptophyta, Magnoliopsida, Poales, Poaceae. The record is from the annotation of a GenBank genome assembly.
AUGACCCUGUCUUCAAAUGACCAAUGGCUGAGCUCCACAGUGGUUCUCGGAGAGGUUUGUAACAGACUACACCUACGCGAAGAAGAGAAAAAGGGAUCUUGGAGAGGUAUACUCUUUUUUGCUGCUGGGAACUGCCUCAACUUCAUGUCAUUUGCUUAUGCUGCACAGUCACUACUUGCAGCUCUUGGAUCAAUCCAGUUUGUGUCCAACAUUGCUUUUGCCUACUUUGUGUUGAACAAGACUAUUUCAGUGAAAGUCAUGGUAGCCACAACGUUUAUCGUCUUCGGCAACAUCUUCUUAGUAUCCUUUGGCAACCAUCAAUCACCUGUUUACACGCCGGAGCAGCUUAUCGCAAAAUACAGCAAUUUGGUGUUUGUUCUUUAUUGCAUGUCAUUGGUCUUUGUUGUUGCAUUUAACCAUUAUCUCUACAGGAGUGGAGAAACUAUUAUUUCAAACAGUUCAAAAGAUGUUGGCACAUAUUGGCGAACAAUGUUGCCAUUUUCUUAUGCUGUUGUAUCUGGUGCUAUUGGAUCUUGCUCUGUCUUGUUUGCAAAGUCAUUGUCUAACAUGCUGAGGCUGACUAUGAGCAGCAGAUACGAGUUCCAUAGCUGGCUCACAUACUCAAUUGUUUUUCUGUUUCUGUGUACUGCUGGAUUUUGGAUGGCAAGAUUGAAUGAAGGGCUGUCAUUAUUUGAUGCAAUACUGAUUGUUCCAAUGUUUCAAAUUGCUUGGACCUUCUUCUCUAUUUGUACAGGAUUUGUUUACUUUCAAGAAUAUCAAGUAUUUGAUACGCUCAGGAUAAUUAUGUUUGUAUUGGGCAUGACAUUUGUCUUCGUUGGGAUCUCCUUGCUUGCACCCGAUGACACUAAAGCUGAUACAAAAGAUGGUUCGAGCACCAUCGAGGACUGCAUAGUUGAUUUGGACAGAAAUGGAAAGAUGCAGAUGGAGGAGACAGACACGGAUGAAAGCAACUCGUUUGUUACUUCUGUAAAAGUAAAAGCAAAACGUGUACUGUUGAAGGCAAAGUCUGCAUGCUCCAUGUCCCUUGGCCUUGGGGAGGACACCAUAAGCGCUUCGUCGGUGCUUGCGAUCCCUAUGGUCUCAUCAAGAACAACCGGCUUCAGAAAUGACCGUUCAAAAAUUGCAAUUUCUUUUGCGGUCGGGCUGCAUACUGGGAAGGAACCGGGAACCCGGAACUGGGUUAGCGCCAACGGCUUACCGCUAGGGCAGCUAGACUGUCGAAAGCCAGAUCAUGCCAUUCCCCUGCUCCAACAACUCUGGAACAUGAGAUACUUUUACUUGCCCAGCUGGCCAAUUUGCGCUACAAUUCGUGGUCACUGGGAGACGAACAAAUCGAAAUUCAACAACCUGGUGCUGUCAUCUUAA